GGGGCGGUGACUCUCACAGUGAAGGGGGUUACAUAAAAGUGUGUGAGAGUGAUGUCCAUGCUGCUGUGAGAGAGCUGUCUUUGGAGACCUGACCACCGGAGAACCGUCGAGAAGCCUUUUCUUUAAAAAAAAAAAAAAAUCCACAGCAGCACAGGCAGACUGCACAGAAAGAUGGCGGCUUCCCUGCUGAGGAUAGGACGACUGGGUUGUGUCAAGUGUUUGCAGGCUGAGAGCUGGAUCACUCUGAGUAGAGCACCUUCAGCUGCGGCCUUUAGCUCAAAAUCUGGUGGUUCUAAGAAGUCAUCCAAGAAGGACUCAGACAAAGACCAGGGUAAAACAUACUUCGAUAUAGAGAAACUUGUCCAGCACAAGACAUUCGAUCUUCCCAAGAGUGAUGUUUCUCAGGCAGUAACCGCUGCUGCAGCAGCAGCCGAAGCGGCAGCAAAACCUGUCGAGGCGUCCACAACCGCUGCUGCUGCUGCACCUGAGGCUGUAGCUGAGGCAGUUGUUGAAGCCACACCUGUGGUCGAAGCCGUCGCAGAAGCUGCACCAGUCGUCGAGGCCGUCGCAGAAGCCGCACCUGUGGUCGAGGCUGUUGUGGAGGCCGUUGCAGAAGCUGCACCUGUGGUUGAAGCCGUCGCAGAAGCCGCACCUGUGGUGGAAGCUGUCGCAGAAGCCACACCAGUAGUCGAGGCCGUCGCAGAAGCUGCACCUGUGGUUGAAGCCGUUGCAGAAGCCGCACCUGUGGUUGAAGCCGUGGCAGAAGCUGCACCUGUGGUUGAAGCCGUGGCAGAAGCUGCACCUGUGGUUGAAGCCGUGGCAGAAGCUGCACCUGUGGUUGAAGCCGUGGCCGAAGCUGCACCUGUGGUUGAAGCCGUGGCAGAAGCUGCACCUGUGGUUGAAGCCGUGGCAGAAGCUGCACCUGUGGUUGAAGCCGUGGCCGAAGCUGCUGAAGUGGCACCUGUGGUGGAAGCUGUCGCUGAAGCUGAAGCCGCACCUGUGAUGGAAGCUGUCAAUGAAGCCGUAGCAGAGAUUGUUGCAGAAGCUGCACCUAUUAUUGAAGCUGUUGCCGACGCUGUCGUCGAGGCUGCACCAGUGGUUGCUGAAGUGUUACCUGAAGCCGCACCAGUGGUUGAAGUAGUUGCUGAAGCUGCAGCAACCAUAGCUGAAGUUGCUGCUGAAGCCACUUCCCCCGAAGCUGAAACUGCAGCACCAGUAGAAGAGGUUCCCGUUGAAGCUGUUGAAGCAGCACCAGCUGCUGAAGAACCUGCAGCUGAAGCGGCCCCUGAAGCCCCUGCGGCUGAGGCUGCACCUGUUGCAGAAGUUCCCGUUGAAGCUGCUCCUGAAGCCCCUGCUGCCGAAGCUCCUGUAGAAGCCGCUGCCGAGCCUGCUGCUGAGGCCCUAGCCGAACCGGUUGAACCGUUUGAGGGUACACACUACUACCUCCCCCUCCCCCAAAAUCCUUCUCUUUUCCUCUGUGGACCCUGCAGUCUACCAGCACCCCUUAUACAAUUAUGCAGUAGCCGUUUGUGAUGAGGAUUAACGAUAAACUGUAAAGAUACCGGACAUCACAAACACAAUUUUUUUUUUAAAUUUUUUUUUUUUGGGUUCUGUCGAUGCAAAACUUUUGGUGUCACUUCUUCUUUAACAUUCAAACGAUAUUUCCC
Labrus bergylta (ballan wrasse) is the source of this 1667-nucleotide messenger RNA. NCBI's taxonomy places the organism in Eukaryota, Metazoa, Chordata, Actinopteri, Labriformes, Labridae. The record is from RefSeq and is a predicted model, not a curated record.